Pundamilia nyererei is the source of this 1097-nucleotide messenger RNA. RefSeq names its product transmembrane protein 81 (gene tmem81). Lineage: Eukaryota; Metazoa; Chordata; Actinopteri; Cichliformes; Cichlidae. The coding region runs from base 118 to 981 and encodes 287 amino acids. The record is from RefSeq and is a predicted model, not a curated record. The transcript has 7 exons.
GCGCUGUUGGUGACACACUGAGCUUCACCCAGCAGGACCUCUGACAGAACGGAGACCUUCAGGCUAUCCUCCUGACAGCAUCACCUCCAACCACCACAACGCUUCUGCUGAGCUUUAAUGUCACUCCCAUCAUCUGCUGGAGUCUUCUUCUCUGCAGAUUCCCCAUCGAACCUCAGAAUGCAGAGCGUCGGGCUUCAGCGCCGCCUCCUCGUCUCUGUCUGCCUCUUCCUCCGCCUUCUGACCUCAGCUGAGUCGCAGCAGGUGGAGCAGCUAGUGGAGGAGGUGCAGAAUGUCCCAGUGGAGGUCAUCACUGAGAGCUCCCCCUGCAGCGCCACCUGUGGGCUGGGCCUCCGGACUCAGACUCUGUGCCUCCUAAAUGACAGCAGGGCAGCGAUGGAGGAGAAGCUGCCGAGCGGCGGUGAAGCAGAGGUGACGGAGAAGUGCCGCGUCCGGGCGGUGCAGUGCAUGGACACGUGGCAGUGCGGACUCCAAACCAUGACAGUCACAUCCGGACAGAGGGUGGAGGUUGACUGUGUGGGAGACGUGAUGGAGGCCACGGGGAGGUUCUCCUGGAGGGUGUCGUGGCGUUACGCCCGAGGGAUCAUCAGCACUGACGACGCUCUGCUCGCCCGCUGGGACGCUCCCGAGCUGGACCGAGUGGUUCUGGACCCCGUCAGAGAGGAGGAUGCAGGGACGUACCGCUGUGACGUGCAGGACGCCGCCUACCGCAGGGUCAAACGGGCUUACUGGGGCAUCCGGGUUCUGCCCGUCGGCGUCCUCAGCCUGGACUACGACAGCUCGCUGGCCCUUUGGGAUGAAGGCGAGAAGAACCAGACCGAAGAGGAGGAGGAGCAGAGGAAGAUCUUUCCCUUUGCUCUCCUUGCGAUGGGCGUCAGCGUAGCGGUCGCUGGCGUCUUCGCUGCUCUGCUGAGAGGCUACGAGGCGAUGAAGAGGAUAAGGAGGAGGAGAAGAGGGAUUUAAAGGCGUCUGGUUCCUUCUGAAUCUGCCAACCUGCUUCAAAUAAUUGAAAAUCGUUUUUCAGGAGUUUGUUAUUAAAAUGAAUGACAAAUAAAACCCAAACCUGCAGAUACACGUCA